UGUUUUGUAUGUAAUUAAAACAAAAACCGGGCCGAGUAAAGCUUGGCAACGUUUCUCCUAUGUCAAAAAUAAAACCUUUAUAUUUAGUUGUCCUUUACAGUUACAAGAAGGUAUUUUUGUGUAUCAUAUUAUGUACACUUGAUUGUUAGGCUGUUUGAGAUACAGCCGUGUUGUGUGUGUGUUGCCCCGGCAAGCUUGACUGUAAGCCGCCAUCUUGAAUUCUCUGUCAACAAGCUGAGCACGAGUGAAGCAGCCUGAUCACUGAGCCUGGGCUGUUUUUCUUUAUGUCAUGUGUCGACCUGCCAGCUAAAAAUGCUAGAGAUGCAAACUGAAAGCUACAAAUAAGUCACAUUGCACGUGUUUCAUUUAAUCACAAGGGCGUGAGAAUGAAGCCGUGCGUAAGUUUGAUCAGAAAUGCAGUCUGGAACUGCAGACUCCAGGUGAGCCAUAGAGCAGUUCAGACAAACCCAACAGUCCGGACCCUGUGCAUGGAAACAAGGAACAAAUGGACCCAACCACCUGGCUGUGAUACUGGAAUAAAAACUUUCAACAGUCUCACCAAACAGAAGGAGCCUCUGGUCUUGGCCCAAGAGGGAAGAGCCACCUGGUACAGUUGUGGACCCACCGUUUAUGAUCAUGCCCAUCUUGGUCAUGCAAGCUCCUACGUCAGAUUUGACAUCCUGCAGAGAAUUUUAACGCGGCUAUUCGGGAUAAACGUAACUCAUGUCAUGGUCAUCACCGACAUUGAUGACAAGAUCAUACAGAGAGGUUUUGAGGAGAAGAUCUCACCGCUUGUGCUUGCCAGAAUGUAUGAAGAGGAGUUUAAAAGAGAUAUGCUGUCCCUGAAGGUUCUCCCACCAGCUGUGUAUAUGAGAGUUACAGAGAACAUACCUCAGAUUGUAGCUUUCAUUGAAGGCAUAAUCAGAAAUGGCCAUGCUUACAUAACAAGCCAAGGGGACGUCUACUUCGAUACUCAAUCCAUUGGCAGUCGUUAUGGCAAGUUUAUGAACGUAGGAAAUGCUGCUGGGGAAUCAGGGAGCAAGGAUAAAAGGGACCCCCGAGACUUUGCCCUGUGGAAAGCUUGGAAGCCCCUUGAACCUUUCUGGGAGUCUCCAUGGGGAAGAGGAAGACCUGGCUGGCACAUUGAGUGCUCCACUAUUGCUAGCUCUGUGUUUGGGAGCCAGUUGGACAUUCACUCAGGAGGGAUCGACCUGGCCUUUCCUCACCAUGAGAAUGAAAUUGCUCAGUGUGAGGCCUAUCACAAUUGUGACCAGUGGGGGAACUACUUUCUGCACUCAGGGCACCUACAUUUAAAAGGCAGCACAGAAAAGAUGUCCAAGUCCUUGAAGAAUUAUAUUACAAUAAAGGAAUUCUUGCAAUCAUAUACUGCCAAUGAGUUUAGGCUGUUUUGCCUGUUAGCCAAGUACAGAUCAGCUAUUGAUUACAGCGAUGCUAGUAUGAAUGAAGCUCGCUCUGUAUUAUCCUCCAUCUUUGACUUUAUCCACAAUGCACAGGCCUACAUGCAGGGGCAUCUACAAUGCCAAGACAUAAAUGAGAGCUUUUUAUGGGAGAGAUUAUCAGUAACACAGGCCACAGUGCGAAAUGUACUUGCAGACGACUUCGACACACCAAAGGCAAUGGACUCGAUCAUGAGCCUCAUUCAUCACGGAAACUGUCAGCUUCAGCCUGUUGUCAAGAUUGAUGGAAGUUCUAGGAGUCCAGCUGUGUUUGGCGCAAUGCUGUCUUACAUCAGGGAUAUCCUGGAUGUCCUUGGAGUUGACUUGGUGGAUGAAAAGGAGUCGUGCAGUGCUAAAUCAUCCAGUAUUUUACACAAUGUAGUGGAGCAGCUGGUGCACUUUCGUAGCGAGGUUCGAAACUUUGCUCUCUCUGUGGACGACGAAGCACAUCAGGACCAUCCCACCAGCAAACUGCCUCACAGAAAGAAACCACAGCGAGACCGGCAGCCCUUGCUGAAGGCCUGUGAUGCCCUUCGCAAUGAUCUAAUGCCCUUGGGAGUUCACAUUAAGGACAGAGGAACGAACUCCACUUGGGAAAUCAAACUACAACAGAAGGAGAAUAGAGACAAAGAAAUCUAACCUCCACUCUAGUCAAGUAUUAAAAAAUGGAUUAGUUUUUGUUGUUGUUAAUUGAUCUAAUGUUAAUUUUAUUUUAUUAUUAUUAUUUUUUUUUAAUGCUUAAAGGGUGAACAGGCUUUGCUUUCUUUGAGGCCACUACUGACUCUGUCAACUGUUAAUGCAACACGUUUUGAAUCAUAAGUUAUUUUAUGUUCCAUCUGCAGAAUAAACAUUGCUUAUAUUCAGCAGA
Molecule: messenger RNA, 2325 nt
Organism: Clarias gariepinus (North African catfish)
Lineage: Eukaryota; Metazoa; Chordata; Actinopteri; Siluriformes; Clariidae
Gene: cars2
Product: cysteinyl-tRNA synthetase 2, mitochondrial
Exons: 15
Coding region: 387-2096 (569 amino acids)
Biological process (GO): cysteinyl-tRNA aminoacylation
Cellular component (GO): cytoplasm
Molecular function (GO): ATP binding; cysteine-tRNA ligase activity
Source: RefSeq, a predicted model, not a curated record